UUAUUAAGAAGUUAGUCUUGAAUUUGUAUUGUAACAAGCAAAAUGUCUGCCCAACAAAGUGUCGAAGUAGAUAAGCUUUUUAGUUUUAUAAAGCCACUGGCAAUUAAAGCAGGCGAAAUGCUAUUAGAGGGAUACAAUAGCAAGAAAAAUGUAGAAAUUAAAUCAGAUUUCUACGAUGUUGUUACAGAAUACGACAAUAAAAUAGAGAAUUAUUUAAUGCAGCAAAUAUUAGCAUCUUAUCCACAUCAUAAAUUUGUGGCAGAAGAAGAAUCUUCAAAAAACAAUGCAACAGCACCAUUAACUGAUGCACCAACAUGGAUAAUUGAUCCAAUUGAUGGAACUUCAAAUUUUAUUAAAAUGCUUCCACAUACUUGUGUGUCUAUUGGAUUGGCCAUCAAUAAAGAAAUCGUUUUGGGUAUUGUUAACAAUCCGGUUUUGAAUAAUUUGUAUUGGGCGGUUAAAGGUAAAGGAGCUUUUAGAAAUGGUGAAAAGAUAAGUGUUAGCGAUUGCCAGCAAGUAAAAGAUGCAAAUAUUGCAUAUGAAGUAUCUUUAUUGCACGUUUUAGAUAUAUGUGAUAAGCACAUCAAACGAAUGUAUCAUUUGGGAUCAGGAGCAAGAAGAAUGUUAUCGUAUGGAACUGUUGUUGAAAGCAUGUGUUAUGUAGCAAGUGGAAAUUUAGAUGCAUAUCACAUCGAAGACAUGUACCCAUGGGAUUGUGCUGCCGGUUAUUUACUAAUUCGAGAAGCCGGUGGUGUUGUUUAUCAUCCAUAUGGUGGAGAUUUUCAAAUUAUGAAACCAGAUUUAGUGUGUGCCGGCACUGAAAGUUUGUGUCGUGAAAUUAUUGGACUUAUAAAAAAAGCAGAUGAAUCGAAAUCAUGUGGUGGAAAUUAAAAAAACAAAAUGUUUAUUUUUUUUACAUCGAUCGAUCGUUUUCGAAUCAAUAAAUAAAGUAAUUCAGUCUGUACUUAAAUAAAUUUUAUGUUAAUUAGUAGACGAAAUAAAAAUAUAACACUUUUUUUCUUUUUU
Episyrphus balteatus (marmalade hoverfly) is the source of this 1026-nucleotide messenger RNA. RefSeq lists its product as uncharacterized. Lineage: Eukaryota; Metazoa; Arthropoda; Insecta; Diptera; Syrphidae. The record is from RefSeq and is a predicted model, not a curated record. The coding region runs from base 43 to 891 and encodes 282 amino acids. Gene Ontology annotation, biological process: inositol metabolic process; signal transduction; phosphatidylinositol phosphate biosynthetic process. Gene Ontology annotation, molecular function: inositol monophosphate 1-phosphatase activity. The transcript has 3 exons.